Plasmodium fragile is the source of this 3105-nucleotide messenger RNA. RefSeq lists its product as uncharacterized. The record is from RefSeq and is a predicted model, not a curated record. Lineage: Eukaryota; Apicomplexa; Aconoidasida; Haemosporida; Plasmodiidae. The transcript has 4 exons. Bases 1 to 3105 code for a protein of 1034 amino acids.
AUGCAGGGACUAUUGCGGGAAUUUGUGGACUACAUGGCAGAAAUGGAGCAGCACGGACUACUAGAGUCCCUGGGUGCAAACUGUGAAAAUCCAGGAUGGAAAUAUAAGCACGGAGACAAUACCUUAUUCACCAGUUAUAGCCAGAAAGCCAAAAUGACGUGCAAGAUCAUGUCCACUGCAUUAGCGUUCAUGGGUACAGUAAGACAAGGACGUGGUGUUGAAGUGACGAGGAAUGAAAAUGAAGGAGAUAUUAGACAGAUAUUAGGAUGCGUUGUGGUGCAUGUAUUUGAGAGUAUCUUAAGCAAUUCACAGUGUGGAGACACGUGGAAAGGCAUAAAUUAUGCGUGGGAGGCAAUGAAACAGGUAGAUGUAGGGUACGUGCUGGCACCAGGUGCGGGCGCACUUGCAACCGGAAGAUGCGAGCACAGCGGGUGGAAGGGGUCCACCAUAGGUAGCGGAAAUAUUAGAACAGCAGUUCAUGAGUGGUUAUCGAAGCAUACCGACUUAAGGACAAAAUUGAGGGAAAUGCAUGGAAAUGAGAACUGUACGGCACAGAAGGGUACAGGCAAUGCAUUAGCAAAAACAACAGGGAACGUGGAUCCAGGCGCACGUGUCAUCGGCAGCGGUGGCAUUGGAAACGAAAUAGUGACAGUGGUGAAGGAAGUAUUCGAAGAGAUGAAGGACGAAGUAAUAGAAAAAUCCAAGUCAUCGCCAGCGAUACCAGGAGCAGAGAAGGCAACGAGCACGACGGCAGACGCGCCGACACCAGGAGCAAACGUAGCAAGGAAGGACUCGGAGGAUGACGAACCACCAGCCAGACCACCACCACCCCCUAAACCACAGAACGGAAAUGAUCAAGGAGCACCGGGACAGGGAGCAGCAGGAUCGGGGGGCCCAGGACCCGUACCGCAACCCCCACCGGUGGCACCACCACCAGCAGAAGGAUCUGAGAAAGCAGGUAAGGAUAAGUCCAAACCAACAUGCCCUGCAGCAGGCGGAUCCCACACGAGACAUGUAGGGGAAGGUAUCUUAAGCGUGUCUGUCUCGUUCGUCCCUUCUUCGGACCCCAAGGAUUGCUCAGGUAGUAAUAGUCCAGAGCCUCCGGCGUGUAGUACCCCACUCGACAGCAAAGUGCACCCAUGGGGUCCAUAUGCUAUUGUCGGUACCGGUACUGAGAAGGAUAGCUCGAGUAACGGCGGACCAGGCGCAACAUCAACGGAAGCACCGGCCCCACCAGCAACACCAACAACAGCUCCAUCCCCAACACCGGGGACCCAUGGAGCAGCAGCAGGAACAGCUGAUGGUACUAUCCAAAGCACUAUUGCAGACGUUACCCCUAAGAACAAAGGGCAUGAUCCUCCUAGUGCCCCGAGCCCCGCGGACAGCGUAGUAGAUGGCGGCAAGGAUGACCCCCCUCCUCUCAAUCCACCCAAACCGAAACCGAACCCGAACCCAGAUCAAUCGGGCAGUAGUGGCAGUUUCAGUGAUGCUGAUAUGGCGGAUGGAGUUUCUGGUGGGCAAGCACAGGGAAGUGGUGGUGAACCGGAUGAUCAAGUUACAAGCACUCCUGGCGGUGGUGGACUGGGUCAACCUGCCGCCGAGGCAGCAGGUCCAAGCCCAACAACUGUUAAUUCUGUUCCAGAUAGUUCACAGGCAGGUUCACAUCCUCCAUCAGGACCAGGGCAAAUUGUGGACUCAGGGACAGAAGUAACAUUAGUACCAUCUACUAAUCCAACAAGUAGUCCAACAGGACCAGGACUGACAGUUACCCAACCUGAUACAUCCAGUGGAAAAGCUAAUGAAGGAGGUAAAGCACCCACCUUAAGAGAUAGAGCAUCCAGUUCAGGAGGCAGUACCCUCAGUGAGCAACAACCUACCCCGUCUUCCCGUAAACCCUUCGACCCCAAGGAUCUUGUCCCCUAUACCCCCGUGAUCAUUCCGGCGGUGGUUGGUAUCGGGGUUAUUGCCUUUUUCCUAUGGAAGUAUUUUGCCUACCUCGCCAAACGACGACGAACGUAUCGAACUAUACGUGACGUGCCUUCCCCGCCACUCGACGAAGAAAUUCUAGACCAUCUACAACGCGGCGAACUACCGCCACCCGAUUACGGUUACACGAUGGUUAAGGAUAGGCAACCCGCGUCAACAUCCGGUAGAGCACGCCCGCCACGCGUGCAUAGGCGCACGAUUAUCGAGCUACAUCUAGAAGUGCUCAACGCAUGUGAAGCAACCGAAUGGGAAAACGUCAAAGACGACUAUUGGCAGAUACUCGUUGAACAGUUUAUGCGGCACGGAAACGGACAUAGUAGUUCCUUGGAUGCUCCUACCACAAACCAGGCUUUACCAGGAAACCAUGUUCCAUCCACUGAGUCCGACGGCAUAGAUCCAUGUCCACCACAUGACCCCGAUCCAUGGUGUUGUAUGGAAACCAUACAGUUAGCAACGGACACUUCUCCACCUAACGAAGAACACCCCGAUCCAUGGAGUUGUAUGGAAAACAUACAGUUAGAUGCAGAACAGCGUCGUACUCAUUGCGACCACGGUGACGCGACGUCCGACGGCACCCAAUGGAUCACUUGGAUUGACCGCAACAAACAUAUUGUGCGGGCGUGCACGACGCAGCCGUGGUUUAAUGCCCUCAAAUCGGAAUGGAAACAAUACCUACGUGAGCACAUGGUGGCAACCGACGACAACGUGCAUCGUGAACUACGUGAACAAGGAAGUAUUGGAUGUGUGGAAAUGAAGAAAGAUGCCUGGAAACAGUGGGUCGCGAAGCAACAUCACGACAUGGCAAAGUAUAUAGAAAAAGAGUGGUUCCAACAUUUGUUGAACAAUGUAGAGCAGGCGACAGUGCCGGCAACAGGCGAAGUACUUGGAGUCGAAAAAGACUUAGAAGUGGAAACAGUAACGGCAGCAGCACAUGUGCUACGAGUGAGAGAUUUACCGUGGUCGCAACCACUGCAUCCGCAACCUUACAUGAAAAAACCGUUAACCGCUAAAACAUGGAUACUGAUCCUGGCAUUAGUCAUAGAAGACUGCGAGCUUGAAAGCCGUUUGCAGGAGAACGAGUUAUAUGUGGAUGAUCUAUUGCACAAUAUGCGACAUUAG